AUGUACGAUCUACAUGAAAAGUUUCCGAAACUGUCGUUUGGGGGAGGGGCAGGCAAGACGGUGGGCGGGCGGGCAGGCGGCCGAGUGAGGCGAGCAAGUGGAGAAGUAGGCGAGUGGGCGGGCGAGUCAGUAGGAAGAGGAGUGAAGGGGCCGGUGGGCGGACGAGCGAGUAGAGGGGAAGUGGGCGGGCGAGCCGGCCACAUGUCGCAGGCAGGCCACCGCAACUCGGGCAACGCCGCCCACGCGGCUCCUCGCAGCGGUCGCGCAUCUGCAAUAAGACUUUCACCAUGUGCUAAAGGAAAGUUCAAGGUAUGUAUGCCGGAUUAUACUGGUAUUCAACCGUUUGCAGUUGUAAUGCAAUUUACGUGCAGCGCAGUCGUGGCCAAGCGGUACGAGCAGCGCCUCAACCUCCACAUGCAACUUCGGCACUGGCACGGCAACGACCCCUCGCCGCCCUCGCCGCCCUCGCCGCCUUCGCCGCAGUCGCCAGCCACUUCGACCGCCGUCGCUCCCUCGGAAGCAACGUCGCUCUCCGACAACGACCACGCCACCGACAACCCGCCGAUCGCCGUUUCGCAUGACCCCGCCGACGGCGCCGGCAGCUCCACAGCCGAAGCGCCCGAUCAAGAUGGCGGCGGCAACGAAGUGAUUGCACGUUCGUCGCGAGCACGCAAUUUGCAAACGCAGUGCCGUACGGCAUCUAGAAGGAAUCUAAGAAUAAAGAACUGGCACAAAUCAUGUUCAAAGAAAAGGCGUGCCAAUGCCGUCAAAGGAAAAUCCGAUAACAGAGUCCCGGCGACUCCAAACAAAAUCAUUAAAAUUAAUUUGAGAACAAACGAGAAGUCGACGAGUUCUGGUGCUUCUCGGCUCUCAAAUAAAACGAAUAUUAAUAGGGAGAGGAAAGGAAAAUAA
Molecule: messenger RNA, 912 nt
Organism: Gryllus bimaculatus (two-spotted cricket)
Lineage: Eukaryota; Metazoa; Arthropoda; Insecta; Orthoptera; Gryllidae
Source: the annotation of a GenBank genome assembly